Messenger RNA from Entrophospora sp. SA101, 705 nucleotides. NCBI's taxonomy places the organism in Eukaryota, Fungi, Glomeromycota, Glomeromycetes, Entrophosporales, Entrophosporaceae. The record is from the annotation of a GenBank genome assembly.
AUGGCUCCGAUCCACCCUGGCGAAAUACUCAAAGAAGAAUUAUUAAUCCCGUGCGGUAUUAGCCAGAGCCAAUUAGCCCAGGAAUUAAAAAUUUCUUUUCGUAGAAUCAAUGAAAUCUGUCAAGGAAGAAGGCCAAUUACUAUUGACACUGCUUUAAGAAAAAGAAAUCCCACUCCCAAUCCGUUUAUGAAUUAUACCCCCACGCAAUUAAAACAAGCUUACCAAAUAGUAACUAAUGACCUCUUCAAUUCUUUAUUAAAAGCUAAAGAUAAAGAAACUAUUAAAUUUGGUCAUUUAGACACUAAUUUUCAGUCAAACCCCAAAGAAACUAACUCAACUGCUAACGGCGGUUUUGCUAAUCAAACCACAACUAAUCAACCACAGCAGUCUGGAUUAUUAACCAUUAUCGGGCAAUUACUGCCGUUAGCUCCGUUUGCUUUUGAACAAUUUACUGGGCAAAAAGUUCCGGCGAUGACUGGCACUAUCGCGGAAAUGCAAAGUUCUUUAUUAUUAAUUCAAACUAAUUUACAAACUAUUGCUAAUAAUCAACAAGCGUUAAGCCAACGACUAAUUGCUCUCGAGACUAACGCGGUGCAACAAUUGACUGCCCUCACUCAACAAUUUCACUCGUUACGACUAACCCAUACCAAAGAACGGAAAGAAAUUGAGUAUAACCCACCCAAAUUAGAAACUGACAACUAUUAA